GCCAUGUCUGCGGUAUAUGGAGGAGUGGAGGGGUGAGGCUGCGUGUCCUGAUGGAUUUGUCGUUUAACUCUUUGCAUGGCGUACACUUAUUAGCGUUAAUAUAACUCUCUCAGCUCUGCUACAUCUCUGUCUGGGGAGGAACCCACUCCAAAGCGGUUCUGAUCUCAGAGGAUGGACGGAUCUUGUGUGAGACAGAAGGACCUAGCAGCAACCACUGGUUGGUCGGCACAGACAAAUGUUUGGAAGUGAUCAACUCAAUGGUGACCGAGGCUAAACAGAAAGCGGGGCUGGACCCUCGUCUUCCCAUCAGAUCCUUGGGCAUGUCACUGAGUGGUGGAGAUGAGAAAGAAGCCAUCGACAAGCUGAUAGAAGAGAUGAAGCGACGCUUCCCGCAGCUCAGUGAGGACUACCUCAUCUGCAAUGACUCCAUAGGGGCCAUGGCCACUGCUACCAAAUUAGGGGGCGUUGUGUUGAUAUCGGGGACUGGAUCUAACUGCAAACUGGUAAACCCAGAUGGAUCUGUGACUGGCUGUGGGGGCUGGGGGCAUCUGAUGGGCGAUGAGGGAUCAGCAUACUGGAUAGCUCACCGAGCCAUAAAAACUGUGUUUGACACCAUUGACAACCUUGUGGACCCAGAAUUUGACAUCACCUACGUGCAGGAAGCUAUGUUCUGCUAUUUCCAGGUUUCUGGUCUGUUGGGUAUCCUCCCUCAUCUGUACCGAACGUUCGAGAAGUCCAGGAUAGCCGGAUUCUGCAUCAAGUUGGCAGAAGGUGCUAACAAGGGGGAUGCCCUAUGUCGUUCAGUGUUUCAUUGUGCCGGUGAAAUCCUUGCCCGUCAUGUUGUGGCCGUCAUGCCAAAGAUUGAUAAGGUCUUAUUCCAGGGGGAGCUGGGUCUCCCGCUGCUGGCUGAAGGCUCCGUGUGGAACAGUUGGGACCUUCUAAAAGAUGGAUUCAUCAAGGUUCUGGAUCAAGCUCGGAAGAGCCCCCAUGGCAGCCAUCUUUCCCGAUUCAGCCUUCUGAAGCUCAAGCAGCCAUCCGCUGUGGGCGGAGCCAGCCUCGCAGCAAAGAAUAUUGGGAUUGAGUUACCGAUCCACUACCAGGAUAAUGUGAACGUCUUCUACAGCCACAGUUUCCCAUAAGCCUCGGAGGCGUCCAGUGCUGGUCACUGCUUCCUCUCAUAUAGAUUUUAUGUCUCUAGUUACAACAGAAAACAUCAGAGUUAAUCGCUCAUGUGUCUCCCCUAUCAGGGCCUUGUGAGAACAUAUAGGGGAACUCCAACUAUAAGCCACGGCAGAGAAUUGCUACUCCUCCCACUGGUUUCGGAGGGUGCCCACUUCUUCAAUUGCAUCCAGUGGACUCAAUCAGCUGUAAUUACAAAGCAUUAUAUUAGCCUGGUGUCUAGACUGAUACAACUGUAACAAACCCUCUGCUGUGAAUGACUCCUUCAUUGGCAAGCAUUUUUUUUUUGCUAUGCGAAAUAAUAGGACAUAAAUAUCUCAAUGAGAAUCGCAGUUACUGUCUUCAUCAUAGGCCUUCAGGGCCUGACCUUGGGAAUUUCGGCCUAUUAUGUAUUACUGGAUGAGUGCUAUGAAUAUUUCAGGAAGUCAAUUCCUUAUAAACGGGGCUAGUUUACAGAUCUACUGUGUUAUUGUAAGAGAUUAUUUGUACUUUUUAUACAGAUUUUUGACUAAAGGCAGAUUAUUAAUGAUUCAGUCACUAAUCGUGGAAAAUAAAAAUUGCAUUAUUGUA
Hyla sarda is the source of this 1749-nucleotide messenger RNA. RefSeq names its product N-acetylglucosamine kinase (gene NAGK). The coding region runs from base 258 to 1139 and encodes 293 amino acids. NCBI's taxonomy places the organism in Eukaryota, Metazoa, Chordata, Amphibia, Anura, Hylidae. The transcript is spliced from 10 exons. Gene Ontology annotation, molecular function: N-acetylglucosamine kinase activity. The record is from RefSeq and is a predicted model, not a curated record.